Tremella mesenterica DSM 1558 is the source of this 219-nucleotide messenger RNA. RefSeq lists its product as uncharacterized. The record is from RefSeq and is a predicted model, not a curated record. The transcript is spliced from 2 exons. The annotation marks the transcript as partial. Lineage: Eukaryota; Fungi; Basidiomycota; Tremellomycetes; Tremellales; Tremellaceae.
GUCAAGGUUGACGGGAAGAGGGUCAAACAACGUAUGAUGGAGAUUGAACCGAGAGGGUUUAAAUAUGUCGUCACCACAACUUUGUCGGAGAAUCUUGGACAGGCCGGGAGAGCGGACAUGUCAUGUCAUUGGGAAGAUACCGACGUUGCAGUUCAGGAAAUGUACAGUAAUGAUUCUAUAAUAUUUGUGUGUGUGGCAUUGGCUAUCCGGGUGGUGUGA